Molecule: messenger RNA, 2848 nt
Organism: Pezoporus occidentalis (night parrot)
Lineage: Eukaryota; Metazoa; Chordata; Aves; Psittaciformes; Psittacidae
Gene: CCDC83
Product: coiled-coil domain containing 83
Exons: 11
Coding region: 1550-2782 (410 amino acids)
Source: RefSeq, a predicted model, not a curated record
GCUCUGGCCACUGUGAAGUGUUUGGUCACUGGUGAUGAAGGGGGCAGUGGGGAAUGCAAGGGACAUGCAGGAAGGAUUGCGUAGGAAGGGAUUGAGGGCAGAGGGAAUCAUUAGCCUCCUCUGAAGACCAGGAAGGGGUUAUGGUGUGGCUGCAGGGUGCUGAGGUAAUUACUGAUGGGCACUGAGGGAGUGGAGGCUACUUGAGUGGCAGCUGCUUGAGAUACAAGGGAGUAAUGUGAGUGUAUGUGGGAUCUCCUUGCUGCUUCUAAGGAUGUCCUGGCAGUGCAGUUAUCAGUUGUGAAGGUGCUGGUAGUGAUAAUGGGGAUCUGUCAUAACCUAUUUGGGAGAAGAAAUAGAUCUUGUGCUCUGCCAAUGGUUUAAAUCUGCAGACAAUGCUCGGUCCCCCCAAAAAACAUUCCCUUCUCUCAUAUGUAUUUUUGGUGUCUUGCAAAAUCCAGCAAAUCUGUUAUUAGAGUAUGGUUUUGUUGCCUUGUACAGCUUGGAGGCUUUCUUGUUGCUCCCUGUACGGGAAGAAUUUAAUAAAUACAUCACUGGAGCUCAUCUGGGGCUGGAGUGCCAAGAAAAACCCAAAACCUUUUCAAAGUACUGCUGCUCAGACUGAUUCAGUUAGUGCCCGCUUUAGGGAGGAGAUUUGAUUAUCCAUUUACUGUAAGGGACAGAAAAAAUCGUUAUUAAUAACAACAAUAAUUCUUCAGAGAUUGCUGUACUGAUCUUACAUUUCUGAGGAAAAUCAGUAAAGUAAAUGCUCAAAUGAAUCAAUACCAGUCCAGUUAAUUCUGUGCUGAAGAAUGACAGAUUUAUUGUUAUACUUAAAGAAUGCAUCCUGCACUUGUGCAUUUGGGCUGGGAAUUUUAAGGGGAUUUGUGGAAGCCAAGUACCAAAAUUCCUUUAGCAAACAGCCUGUACCAAAAUUCUGAGUUAUUUUUUCUUAAUUUACUUGGCCUACUUUUAACAUCUCAAUCUUACAACAGUUGUGUGUUUAGGAUGUUUAAAAGUUCCAUGAAAAAUAUCGUAUUGAAUUGGUAUCUGCAAAGGUUGUGUAUAAAUAUUAAGGACUUAACAUGGCUUCAGGCUCAAGUGGAUGCUCAGGUAGGAAAGGAUUUCUUCUUGGAUUGGUAAAUGUCAGGUUUACUAAGUCACUUGGUGAUGGUAUUGAAGUUCCACAGUAAAAACAUUUUACUAACGUGUAGCAACUAUUAAAACUUUGACCUGGAAUGUUUCAGAAGUUCAAGGUAUUGCUGGUGGGAGUCAGAAGUUUUCAGAUUUCUGCAAAUGGAAUUAGCUGUAUCAGUGAUAUAAAUAUGCAGGAGGUACAAAGACAGUGAUUAAUAGCUCUAGGCAAUUAUCCCUGAGUGUGAACUUCUCUUCAGCAGGAGAACAGGUAAAAUCUGCACAAGCAGGUUUCCAGCAGAGUGGGAGUAAAAUUCUUCUGGAUAAAACAUCACAAGAAAGAUAUUCCAAGGUGUGAGGAGCUGCAUGCAGAUAUAGACUCCGAGGUCUAAAUUCUAGCACAAGUGAACCAAAAAGCAUGGAAGAAAAGAAGAAAGAGGAGAAACCAGAAGAGCAAUUUACAGACCCUGAAUCAGCUGUCCCAGAAUCCUUACUAGAGUUUCAAAUUGAGGCAAAAGAAGAAGCAAUUGAUAAGGUUUUGCUUGCUUUGAAACAACUGGAAGAAAAGAACAAAGAAUAUUAUGAAAGACAUGAGCUGCUGAAGAAGGAACUUCAAGCACGCAUCAGGCGCUUACUGGAGCAAAUAGACGAAGAGCAGAAAGAACGAAAUAAGGAGGUUGUAACUAGGGAUGAUGUGGAGAAGUCGCUGAUAGCAACAUGGCAGUAUGUUAAGGACAAAGAACAACUUCUGGAAGAUCUGCGCUCCCAAAUUGAAGAAAUCAACCAAAAAAUCUCAGUAAAGCAGAGUGAGAAAGAUGAUUGCUUGGAGUAUAAAAAUGUAGGAAGUAAAAUAGAAGCUAAGAAGAUUAUGAGUCUGGAAAAAGACAUUAAAGAAGUCAAAGAUGAUUUCCACAGAGCUACAGAAUAUUACAGAAAUGCUUUGAAAGCAAUGAAAGAAGAAAAUACCAGACUGGUUUUGAAGCACAUGGACUUAGUUAAGGAACAGGCCCCUGAGAAUGCUGUGAGAUACUUAGACAAAGACAGCUGCAGAGAAAUUGAAGAGAAUAGCUGGCUAAAAGAAGAGGUUAAGCUGUACCAAAAGGAAGUGAGUGAUUUGAAAGCCUCAAUUCAACUCCUGGAAGAAGAAAAUAUCGCUCUAGUGGCAAAACUGGUUGAUAGCAGACUUGAGUAUCUAGGAGUACCCAGGCAUCUUGCAGCUGGCUUGCCACAUGAGUUUCUUAAGGAUGGAAUGAAAGCAGUAGAGUAUAGCAAGUAUGCAGCAGAGGCAGAUGGGGAUGAAAGCCUCGGAAGUGCCACAGACUCCUGUCAGAAAACAAAAUCCUUUCCAAAGAUUCAGUCUACAUCAGACACUGAGGAGCCCCAAGAGAGUGAUGUGGAGGUAGGGGAACAGCCACUCACUCCAACCCUGGGCAGCCUCUUUUAUGAAGAUGGAAAAGAUAUCCAGGAACACUUAGAACUGGCUCCUCUGGAGACAAAGCUGAUGUGUGUGAUUGGAAAAGCUGUGCCUAUUCAUGAACAAGCAGAAGAAAUGCCAAGCAGAAGGGGCACAGAAGACGGCAUGGGUCAUAAAUCAGACAGGCGCAUCACAGCUCGGAUGAUCAGGGCUUUAUCUAAAGAAAAGGUUGGUUAAGAACAGACAAGCUGUGCUGUUAACCUGGGACUGUAACAUUCUCAGUUCAUUAAAUAUUUGCUCUGC